Molecule: messenger RNA, 503 nt
Organism: Homalodisca vitripennis (glassy-winged sharpshooter)
Lineage: Eukaryota; Metazoa; Arthropoda; Insecta; Hemiptera; Cicadellidae
Exons: 2
Coding region: 14-364 (116 amino acids)
Source: RefSeq, a predicted model, not a curated record
UUACAGCCUGAAUAUGAGCUUAAAGAGAAAGAAAGUGCGGGGACUGAUGGCGACGGUGCCACCCUCCUUGGAGGGGGUGGGAGUUGGACACAGACUCCGCCACCACGGCAAACACCACCAAGGAGAGUUGUGGCGUGUCACCACCAUCAGUGACGUCAUCAACUCCACCAACAUCCCCACUGUCGACCGGCCAUCUGUUUGCUACUCCACCAAUGAGGUGCUGAUAAUAAUUGGACUGACUUGUGUCCUGAACUUGGCAUUUAUUGUUGUUGUGAUGACCUGCGUCCAUUUCUGUAGCAGUCCUACAGUCACAGAUAUAUCCAGGUCGGUAAUUCAUAAAAUUCAUAACAAUGUUUGUACAUGAUUAGAGCUGUCUAAAUUGCGGUGCAAGGAAAAUCUGGUUACAACCGCCUCCCGUAACAUUAAUUAUGUAACACUUUUCCAUCAUAGUAAAAUGUUUUAAGCAGCACACUUCACAGGCAUGAAAAAGGGUUUAAAGCUAU